AUGAAGCCACCCACUUAUGCAAUAGAGUUUGCAUUCAUAACAGCUAACUUAUUCUUUCUCAAACUGUACUCUGAGAACGCUUAUAUAACAACAUCAUACUUCAGCAUUCUAAUUCCAAUGAUGGCAUUCUUUGUGAUAACUUUGCUUGGAAAUCUGCUGAAAUUCAUUCAAUUCAUGCAUAUUGAGGAUCAAGUUGAUGAUGGUAGUAUUUUGACGAGGAAGCAAGCUAAACUACUGAUCAAAGUUUUCAUCAAUCUAAUGUCAUACUUUGGAUUGUAUUUCAUGUCUGGUCAGCUAGAUCUCUAUGUUAAAACUUCAGAUGACUUUGAUAAGAUCUAAAUAUUGCCUGCUGCUAUUGCCAUCGAAGUUGCAUUUAUACUAUAAAUUUAUCAGAAUUAUAAGACACGUAAAUUGAUUAUUGAGAGGUCUGCUAAAACUAGUGAUGAUCUUGAGCACGGUGUGGGUGCUAGUUUAUUCUCAAGUACAGGACUUACUACAUUAUUCAAUGCAAUGACAUAAACCACAACUACAUUAUGUGCAAAUGGUCAAUGCUUCACUAUUUACUCAAAUACAAUUGCAUCAAAUUUAGCUGCAUUUGGAGUUUCGAUGACAGCUAUUACUACUUAUCUAGUACCUUUAUGCUUUUUACUCCUCUCAUACAGUGUUUGGACUUUGUAUAGAGAAAAGAGAUCUUGCUUCUACAAGCCUUUUUUACUUGGGCUUACUGGUGCAACUUUGAUUUGCUUGGAUAACUUUAUCUUAGGGGAGAGACUUAAUUUACAAAAUAUUCCAUCUUGGGCAGGAAACGCCUUCCUUAUCAUAGCAACUAUAUGGGCUGGGAGAGAUAGUUCGAAAGAAAAGAACACUCCUUUUGGAAACUGGGAAUGA
Molecule: messenger RNA, 888 nt
Organism: Stylonychia lemnae
Lineage: Eukaryota; Ciliophora; Spirotrichea; Sporadotrichida; Oxytrichidae
Source: the annotation of a GenBank genome assembly